Chinchilla lanigera (long-tailed chinchilla) is the source of this 7568-nucleotide messenger RNA. It is a transcript of the gene Scn4a, whose product is annotated as sodium channel, voltage gated, type IV alpha subunit. Gene Ontology annotation, biological process: membrane depolarization during action potential; sodium ion transmembrane transport; neuronal action potential. Gene Ontology annotation, molecular function: protein binding; voltage-gated sodium channel activity. NCBI's taxonomy places the organism in Eukaryota, Metazoa, Chordata, Mammalia, Rodentia, Chinchillidae. Bases 1 to 5502 code for a protein of 1833 amino acids. The record is from RefSeq and is a predicted model, not a curated record. Gene Ontology annotation, cellular component: plasma membrane; voltage-gated sodium channel complex; axon. The transcript has 24 exons.
AUGGCCAGUUCAUCUGUGUCCACCGUACCCCUGGGCCCCCCGUGCCUGCGCCCCUUCACCCGGGAGUCCCUGGCAGCCAUAGAGCAGCGGGCGGUGGAGGAGGAGGCCAGGCUGCUGCGGAAUAAGCAGAUGGAGGUUGAUGAGCCCGAACGGAAGCCGCGCAGCGACCUGGAAGCCGGCAAGAACCUGCCCCUUAUCUUUGGGGACCCCCCACCAGAAGUCAUCGGCAUUCCUCUGGAGGACAUAGACCCCUACUACAGUGACAAGAAGACCUUCAUCGUGCUCAACAAGGGCAAGGCCAUCUUCCGCUUCUCCGCCACGCCUGCCCUCUACGUGCUGAGCCCUUUCAGCAUCGUCAGGCGAGGCGCCAUCAAGGUGCUCAUCCACUCGCUAUUCAGCAUGUUCAUCAUGAUCACCAUCUUGACCAACUGUGUGUUCAUGACCAUGAGUGACCCGCCUCCCUGGUCCAAGAAUGUGGAGUACACCUUCACAGGGAUCUAUACCUUUGAGUCCCUCAUCAAGAUGCUGGCCCGAGGCUUCUGCAUCGACGACUUCACAUUCCUCCGGGACCCCUGGAACUGGCUGGACUUCAGCGUCAUUUUGAUGGCGUAUGUGACAGAGUUUGUGGACUUGGGAAACAUCUCAGCACUGAGGACCUUCCGGGUGCUUCGGGCCCUGAAAACCAUCACGGUCAUCCCAGGGCUGAAGACAAUUGUCGGGGCGCUGAUCCAGUCGGUGAAAAAGCUGUCGGACGUGAUGAUCCUCACCGUUUUCUGCCUGAGCGUCUUUGCCCUGGUGGGACUGCAGCUGUUCAUGGGAAACCUGCGGCAGAAGUGCGUCCGCUGGCCCCCUCCCUUCAAUGACACCAAUGCCACGUGGUACGGCAACGACACGUGGUACGGCAACGACACGUGGUACGGCAACGACACGUGGUACGGCAACGACACGUGGAACAGCCCCGACAGCUGGGCCAGCAACUAUACCUUUGACUGGGACGCCUACAUCAAUGAUGAAGGGAACUACUAUUUCCUGGAGGGUGCCCUCGAUGCUCUGCUCUGUGGGAACAGCAGUGACGCUGGGCACUGCCCCGAGGGUUAUGAGUGCAUGAAGGCCGGGCGCAACCCCAACUAUGGCUACACCAGCUACGACACCUUCAGCUGGGCCUUCCUGGCCCUCUUCCGCCUCAUGACACAGGAUUACUGGGAGAACCUCUUCCAGCUGACUCUCCGAGCAGCCGGCAAGACCUACAUGAUCUUCUUCGUGGUCAUCAUCUUCCUGGGCUCCUUCUAUCUCAUCAAUCUGAUCCUGGCAGUGGUGGCCAUGGCGUAUGCUGAGCAGAACGAGGCCACCUUAGCCGAAGAUCAGGAGAAAGAGGAGGAGUUUCAGCAGAUGCUUGAGAAAUUCAAAAAGCAACAGGAGGAGCUGGAGAAGGCCAAGGCCGCGCAGGCUCUGGAAGGUGGGGAGGCAGAUGGAGACCUGGCUCCUGGCAAAGACUGCAAUGGCAGCCUGGACACGUCUGGGGAGAAGGGGCCGCCGAGACCGAGCUGCAGUGCAGACAGCGCCAUCUCAGAUGCUAUGGAAGAGCUGGAAGAGGCCCACCAGAAGUGCCCGCCGUGGUGGUACAAGUGCGCGCACACGGUGCUCAUAUGGAACUGCUGCGCGCCCUGGGUGAAGUUCAAACGCAUCGUCUACCUGAUCGUCAUGGACCCCUUCGUGGACCUGGGCAUCACCAUCUGCAUCGUGCUCAACACGCUCUUCAUGGCCAUGGAGCACUACCCCAUGACAGAGCAGUUCGACAACGUGCUCUCCGUGGGCAACCUGGUCUUCACGGGCAUCUUCACCGCGGAGAUGGUGCUGAAGCUGAUCGCCUUGGACCCCUACCAGUAUUUCCAGCAGGGCUGGAACAUCUUCGACAGUAUCAUUGUCACCCUCAGCCUGGUGGAGCUGGGCCUGGCCAACGUGCAGGGGCUGUCUGUGCUCCGCUCCUUCCGCCUGCUCCGGGUCUUCAAAUUGGCUAAGUCCUGGCCCACGCUCAACAUGCUCAUCAAGAUCAUCGGCAACUCAGUGGGGGCCCUGGGCAACCUGACACUGGUGCUGGCCAUCAUCGUGUUCAUCUUCGCCGUGGUGGGCAUGCAGCUGUUCGGCAAGAGCUACAAGGAGUGCGUGUGUAAGAUCGCCGCGGACUGCAGCCUGCCCCGCUGGCACAUGCAUGACUUCUUCCACUCCUUCCUCAUCGUCUUCCGCAUCCUGUGCGGGGAGUGGAUCGAGACCAUGUGGGACUGCAUGGAGGUGGCUGGCCAGGCCAUGUGCCUCACCGUCUUCCUCAUGGUCAUGGUCAUCGGCAACCUGGUGGUCCUGAACCUGUUCCUGGCCCUCCUGCUGAGCUCCUUCAGCGCCGACAGCCUGGCAGCCUCAGAUGAGGACGGGGAGAUGAACAACCUUCAGAUAGCCAUCGGGCGUAUCAAGUGGGGCAUCGGCUUUGCGAAGGCCUUCCUCUUGGGGCUGUUGCAUGGCAAGGUCCUGAGCCCCAAGGAGAUAAUGCUCAGCCUCGGGGAGCCCGGGGGCACUGGAGAGGCUGGAGAGGUGGGGGAGAGUGCCCCCGAGGACGAGAAGAAGGAGCCGCCCCCGGAGGAAGGGGACAAGGAUCUGAAGAAGGACGACCACAUCCUGAACCACGUGGGCCUGGCCGACGGCCCGCCCUCCACCAUCGAGCUGGACCACCUCAAUUUCAUCAACAACCCCUACCUGACCAUCCAGGUGCCCAUUGCCUCCGAGGAGUCCGACCUGGAGAUGCCCACCGAGGAGGAAACGGACACAUUUUCGGAGCCUGAGGAUGGCAAGAAGCUGCCGCAGCCCCUCUACGAUGGGAACUCCUCCGUCUGCAGCACUGCUGACUACAAGCCCCCCGAGGAGGACCCCGAGGAGCAGGCCGAGGAGAACCCUGAGGGGGAGCAGCCUGAGGAGUGCUUCACCGAAGCCUGUGUGCAGCGCUUCCCUUGUCUCUACGUGGACACCUCCCAGGGCCGAGGGAAGACGUGGUGGACUCUCCGCAGGGCCUGCUUCAAGAUUGUUGAGCACAACUGGUUUGAGACUUUCAUUGUCUUCAUGAUCCUGCUCAGCAGCGGGGCCCUGGCCUUUGAAGACAUCUACAUCGAGCAGCGGCGUGUCAUCCGCACCAUCCUGGAGUACGCGGAUAAGGUCUUCACCUACAUUUUCAUCGUGGAGAUGCUGCUCAAGUGGGUGGCGUACGGCUUCAAGGUGUACUUCACCAACGCCUGGUGCUGGCUGGACUUCCUCAUCGUGGACGUCUCCAUCAUCAGCCUGGUAGCCAACUGGCUGGGCUACUCCGAGCUGGGACCCAUCAAAUCCCUGAGAACGCUGCGGGCGCUGCGUCCCUUGAGGGCACUGUCUCGAUUCGAGGGCAUGAGGGUGGUGGUGAACGCGCUGCUGGGAGCCAUCCCCUCCAUCAUGAACGUGCUGCUCGUCUGCCUCAUCUUCUGGCUCAUCUUCAGUAUCAUGGGCGUCAACUUGUUUGCUGGGAAGUUCUACUACUGCAUCAACACCACCACCUCCGAGAGGUUCGAGAUCUCGGAGGUCAACAACAAGUCCGACUGCGAGAGCCUCAUGCACACCGGCCAGGUCCGCUGGCUCAACGUCAAGGUCAACUAUGACAACGUCGGUCUGGGCUACCUCUCCCUCCUUCAGGUGGCCACCUUCAAGGGCUGGAUGGACAUCAUGUACGCAGCCGUGGACUCCCGGGAGCAGGAGGAGCAGCCGCAGUACGAGGUGAACCUCUACAUGUACCUCUACUUCGUCAUCUUCAUCAUCUUUGGGUCCUUCUUCACCCUCAACCUCUUCAUCGGCGUCAUCAUCGACAACUUCAACCAGCAGAAGAAGAAGUUUGGAGGAAAAGACAUCUUCAUGACAGAGGAACAGAAGAAAUACUACAAUGCCAUGAAGAAGCUGGGCUCCAAGAAGCCCCAGAAGCCGAUUCCACGGCCCCAGAACAAGAUCCAGGGCUUGGUGUAUGACUUCGUGACAAAACAGGUAUUUGACAUCACCAUCAUGAUCCUCAUCUGCCUCAACAUGGUCACCAUGAUGGUGGAGACGGAUGACCAGAGCCAGCUCAAAGUGGACAUCCUGUACAACAUCAACAUGAUCUUCAUCAUCAUCUUCACGGGGGAGUGUGUGCUCAAGAUGUUCGCCCUGCGCCAGUACUACUUCACUGUCGGCUGGAACAUCUUCGACUUCGUGGUGGUCAUCCUGUCCAUUGUGGGCCUGGCGCUCUCUGACCUGAUCCAGAAAUACUUCGUGUCACCCACGCUGUUCCGUGUGAUCCGCUUGGCGCGGAUCGGGCGCGUCCUGCGGCUGAUCCGCGGGGCCAAGGGCAUCCGGACGCUGCUCUUCGCCCUCAUGAUGUCCCUGCCCGCCCUCUUCAACAUCGGCCUGCUGCUCUUCCUGGUCAUGUUCAUCUACUCCAUCUUCGGCAUGUCCAACUUUGCCUACGUCAAGAAGGAGUCGGGCAUUGACGACAUGUUCAACUUUGAGACGUUUGGCAACAGCAUCAUCUGCCUCUUUGAGAUCACCACCUCGGCGGGCUGGGACGGGCUGCUGAACCCCAUCCUCAACAGCGGGCCCCCAGACUGCGACCCCACGCUGGAGAACCCUGGCACCAGCAUCAAGGGCGACUGCGGCAACCCAUCCAUCGGCAUCUGCUUCUUCUGCAGCUACAUCAUCAUCUCCUUCCUCAUCGUGGUCAACAUGUACAUCGCCAUCAUCCUGGAGAACUUCAACGUGGCCACCGAGGAGAGCAGUGAGCCCCUGGGCGAGGACGACUUCGAGAUGUUCUAUGAGACGUGGGAGAAGUUUGACCCCGACGCCACGCAGUUCAUUGACUACAGCCGCCUCUCUGACUUUGUGGACACCCUGCAGGAACCGCUGAAAAUUGCCAAGCCCAACAAAAUCAAGCUCAUCACUCUGGACCUGCCCAUGGUGCCGGGGGACAAGAUCCACUGCCUGGACAUCCUCUUUGCCCUGACGAAGGAGGUGCUGGGUGACUCUGGGGAAAUGGAUGCGCUCAAGCAGACCAUGGAGGAGAAGUUCAUGGCCGCCAACCCCUCUAAGGUCUCCUACGAGCCCAUCACCACCACCCUGAAGAGGAAGCACGAGGAGGUGUGCGCCAUCAAGAUCCAGAGAGCCUACCGCCGGCACCUGCUACAGCGCUCCGUGAAGCAGGCGUCCUACAUGUACCGCCACAGCCAGGACGGCAGUGGGGACGGAGCCCCUGAGAAGGAGGGGCUCAUCGCCAACGCCAUGAGCCAGAUGUACGGCCCUGGCAGUGGGAAGAGCGGCGUGCAGAGCCAGGGGCAGGAGGAGGGCUCCACGGCGGACCCCGGACCGGCCAUGGGGCUCACGCCCAUCACCCCCUCAGACGCCACCCUGCCUCCCUCCCCACCACCAGGGCAGACGGUGCGCCCAGGGGUCAAAGAGUCUCUGGUCUAGCAGGCGGCUGACAAGGUGGCCAGCUGAGCCUCUGCACAGGUCCAAAGCUUCCCGAGCGCCUGCGUGCUGGCUGAGGGAGCAGGGCUUUGAGUCUGGGACUACAUCCGCUCCCCGGUGGGGGGCGGGAGCUGGCCGUGCUGGCUGGGUCUGACACCCAGGCCUUGAGCGUGGGAAUUGCACUCAGGGACCCGAGCUGGGCUGACGCCCCUGCCUCCGUGGUUUCAUCUUCGGGUUGCUCUGACCUCCUCAGGGGCCCUGCUGCCCCUCCUCUUGGCCUGAGAGAGGUCAGAACACGAGGAUCUCUGCCCCCUAGGUAGGGAUGAGCCAGCCUACAAUGGAGGCUUGGCCGCCCUCCUGUCACCAGAGUCUUAAGGGCUACUGCCCUCUCCCCCAGGAAGUGGCCCAAGGCCCCCAGCUCCAGGCCAGACAUCUUCACCUCAGCAAGUACAGACAGCCGGCCUCUGGACUCAGCCAGCCUCCCCGCUCACUCCUACCUGCUCAGGAGUUCCCUGGAGAAGGGAGGUGUUACUGGUCCAGAAAUUGCUCCACAAACUUGAUUGGCUACUGGAUCUUGGGCUGGUGCUGACUCCUGAAACCUCCUCCUGGGCCAUGUCUAGGCCCAUGGAUAGAGCCCCCGACUGACCCCGGCAGAGGAGCAGAGGGAAGGGUUCCACUCGGAAAGUACCUUUCCUGUGAAGCAGGGGUGUGAGAUACAGGCUAGGCCCUGCCGGCUGUGUGGCUACACCUGGCCUGGGUAAAUCAGGGAUCCUGACGCUGAUAGGAAGAUCCCGUGCGUUCCCUUCUUGUCUGCUCCUGCCUUCGUUAGACCAUCAGGGCUCCUUGCAGCCCCAUCCACCCUCAGCCCCAUGUCACGUUUUCCCCUGCCUAUCUCUUCAUGCCUACGCAUCCUUCUCGCUUAACGUGAGCCUGAGAAUGUUCUAGAGGAGCUCAUGUGACAGGGGUGGACGCUGGGGUGUGCAGCAGACAUGGCUCGCCUGGUUUGGGCUCCACCUUCCAACUGCCUGCUGCCUGGCACCGCUGACCUGGACAUGGUGACAUCAGUCUUUGCUCCUGGAGAACAGAGGCCCAACUGGGAGGGUCUGAGAGUCCUCCUCAGGGGCCUGUGGGUUCUGUCACCUGUGUGUGUGUGGCUGUGUGUCUGCCUGUAGGCCUGAGUAGACAGCUGUAUGUGUGUUCAAGUUCAUGCUGUGUGUAUGAACCAUUGUAGUGUCUGUGGAAGCAUGUGUGUGCCUGGGUAUCUUCGUAUCUGUGUGUGUCAGCGUGCCCCGGAGCGUCUGCAGUCUGUGUGAGUGUGGCUGGUGAGUGUGUGAGUGUGCACAUGUGUGUGUGUCUUCUGUGUCAGCCUGUUCAUGUGGGUGUGCCUGUAUCUGAGAGAACAGACCCGUGCCCUGAAGGUGUGGGUGAGUGUGACGUGUGUGGUAAGGCUUGUGCCUUGAGUCUCCUGUUGGCCUAAGUCCCUCUUCUUUUUCUUCUUGUUUCUCGUGAAUGUUUGAUUAAAACUCAGGAAGCAGCAAAACCCUCCAAACAAGAUGUGUACGUGCACGUGUACGAAUGUGUGCACAUGCACACGUGCCCGCGGGCCAGAGCCUUCCUUCCUGUCUGCCCUGUUCUCUUGCCCCUCCAGGUCCUGCCUUGGGAUCCCUCUCCCCUCCUCCUACAAGCUUCUCUCUUCCCAUUCCUGUUUCUAGUCAUCAUGCCUGCUCCCUGCUCCCUGUCUAUGGAGGGACGCCUCAGCGCCUUCCAUCUUGUCCUGCCGUGACUCUGUCUCCCCCUGUGAAAGGUACCUGUGCCGCCCCCUUCCCAGCCCUCUGCCCCUCUGGCAUGGACCCCAGAGCCUUGGGAACCUGUUGGAUUGGAUGUUCUCCGUCCACUGCAGAGGAAGAGCAGACAGGCAGGGCCUGGCUUCUCCCUGCCUGUGGAACCUCUUCCCUGCACACUAAAACACCCAUUCCUACCUCGGCCAGGUGGGAACCAGCCUGGAGCCAGGCUGGAAGACGAGGUUCUUUGUACAGUUCUUAAAUAAACCCUCCCCUGGUGCCUCAGAA